Messenger RNA from Acromyrmex echinatior (Panamanian leafcutter ant), 2012 nucleotides. It is a transcript of the gene Pex19, whose product is annotated as peroxisomal biogenesis factor 19. Gene Ontology annotation, biological process: protein import into peroxisome membrane. Gene Ontology annotation, cellular component: peroxisome; peroxisomal membrane. Lineage: Eukaryota; Metazoa; Arthropoda; Insecta; Hymenoptera; Formicidae. The record is from RefSeq and is a predicted model, not a curated record.
UUGAUUGGUUGCUGUUUCACUGCUUGACGCUUGCAUGUGAAUACACCUUAAGUCUAUGAUAUUGUACCGCAUUAGUAUUGUAUGGUCCGUAUUCAGAUCGCGUUUACAAUGAUGUUAGCGUGCUAAUUUACUAUAAUUUACGUUACUAGAAUAGAAUUUCAGAAAUAAAAGCGCGCUUUUAUCGAUAAAAGCACGUUCUGAAUACGGGCCAAAAGCGCGAUUUUAUCAAUAAAAGCGCGUGCAACGGGCCUGUAUGUACAACAUACACACACUUGCACAAAAGCUAUAUAUGGUGGAACUAAUCAGAGAAAAGAAACACUAUCCGCUCUACUCUUCCAUGAUUCUCUCUGCAAUAUUGAGAUCAUUACAUCCUUGUUGUUUGCCAAUGUUAAACAAAAAUGGCAUGAUCACUGUCGUUUAAAGUCACUAGAUUAACAAAGUGUGCCUUCCAACAAGUGACACAAAUGAUACGGUGUGACACAAUGGAUAAUUACACCCUUAUUGUUUGUCAAUGUUAAAUAAAGAUGACAUGAUCACUGUGUCGCACUGUAUCGCUUGUUGGAAGGCAUACAAAGUACCGCGAACUGCCGCUAUUUUGACUCCAUGACGCGUGGUUAUUCAAAAUUUCAGCCUCUUUCACUGCAGUUACAACACAGCAACCAUUUUCGAUAAUAAAAUCAGGUUCUUCUUCUUCUUUCAGACCCCUGUAUGAAUUUCCGACUUUUUAAUAGAAUCAGGUUAGGAUAGUACUUCGACGCCAUUUUGAAUUCAAAUGUUAAUUCAGGAAGAAGUUACAUAAUCGAUACCCUAGAGAGAAAAGGAAGAAAGAUGCUGGUGCAAAAGUUUAGUCAAAAAGAACAGACCUAGAUUAAAAAGUAAAAAAAAGAAAAAGUUAUAUGAUCGAUAUUCUCGAGAAAAGAAGAGGAAGAAAGAUGCACUGGUGCAAAAAUUCAGCCAAAAAGAAGGCCUGAUUAUAUUGUACAAUAGAAUAUCUAGGGAAUCCGAACGCACCUCAAUUUAUGAAGAUGGCCUAGGUUGGAAACCAAUUAGGGAUUUGAAGAAGAAGAACCAUACGUGAUAGUUCUCUCUCUGUGAAAAGAGUGUAAUAGGAUAUUAAAAAAUCACGGAAAUAUGACUGAUAAUAUCGAACAAACAAAUAAUGAAACAGAAAAUCAAGAUUUGAACGAUUUAUUGGAUAGUGCUUUACAAGAUUUUGAUAAAGUAUCCUUAUCAAAUGUCGAAAAAAGCAAUGACAUAAAUACAGCAAAUUCACAGAAGCAAACAGAUAAACAUGAAACGUCUGAGGAGAAAUGGACAGAGGAUUUUCUCAAACAAACAGCUGAUCAAUUUGAAAAAAAUUUACAAAAUUUAUUGCAAAAUGAAGAUAGCGAACUGGAAGCUGCUUUACAGAAGCUUGGACAAAUGUCGGCCAAUAAUGCAAUGGAUGAAAAAAAUGUGAAUACAGACUUUCAGUCAGCUGUUUCACAAGUUUUGAAGGAUUUAACUGCUAAUUCUGAAAAUUUACAGAAUGAAACAGAUGUAGCAGCUAUGCUUGAACAAACAUCUUUUGACGGCGAUACUGGUGAUAUAUUACCAUUUAUGCAAGGAAUGAUGGAGCAUCUUUUGUCAAAAGAAAUUCUUUAUCCGUCAUUGAAAGAACUAUCUGAUAAAUAUCCAGCAUGGUUAGAGGAGCAUAAAGCAACUUUAAAUGCUUCUGAUUUAGAGAGGUAUACAAAACAGUCAGAAUUGAUGCAAAAGGUAUGUAUUGAAUUGGAAAAAGAAAAGGAAGACGAUACAGAAGAUAUUAAACAACAUCGAUUUGAAUGUGUAUUAAAAUUUAUGACGGAAAUGCAAAAUUAUGGUCAAGCACCUGACGAUCUUUUUGGCGAACAGUUCUUGCCUUUUCAAUUUGAUUUCGGAAGUAAUCCCACUUUUCCAUUCCCACCUGGAGUAGAUUCUCAGCAGGAUUGUUGUAUUAACUGAAUAUAUAUGAAUAUAUAGCUAUUUCAAUA